Molecule: messenger RNA, 1377 nt
Organism: Setaria italica (foxtail millet)
Lineage: Eukaryota; Viridiplantae; Streptophyta; Magnoliopsida; Poales; Poaceae
Product: auxin-responsive protein IAA31
Exons: 3
Coding region: 258-887 (209 amino acids)
Biological process (GO): regulation of DNA-templated transcription
Cellular component (GO): nucleus
Molecular function (GO): protein binding
Source: RefSeq, a predicted model, not a curated record
CUGCCCGUGCGACCGAUGUGGCCUGGCUCGCACGGCCACACGCCCCCCCGCCAUGGCCGCUCCUCUAUAAAGCUUCACACCACCCCCACACACGAGCCCAUCUCAAGUCACAGCAUCAGUUCACACAGCUCAGCUUCAACGACUCAUCGAGCUAGAAAAAGAUAAGGGCGCAGCUCACACAGCUUCGUCUUCAUCCAUCGUCGAAAGCUUGUUGGAGGAGGGAGGGAGGUUUACGGUCGAGGAGGAACUAGGAAGAGAUGGAGGUCGUGGCCGCCGACGUCGACAGCUGCCUGAAGGCGACGGAGCUGAGGCUCGGCCUGCCGGGCACCGAGGAGAAGGCGCUGCCGACGCCGCCGUCGACUCCCAGAGGCAAGAAGCGCGAGGGGAACACCGGCGCCGAGGAGGCCGCCAAGAAGCGCGAUGGCGAGACCGCGCCGCCGGCCGCCAAGGCUCAGGUGGUGGGAUGGCCGCCGGUGAGGUCCUACAGGAAGAGCUGCUUCCAGCAGUCAAGCAGCAGCGCCACCAAGACCAAGCCGGCGCCGGCGCCGGAGGAGAAGGCCCCGCCCGCCGCCGGUGCUGGCAGCGCGCUGUUUGUCAAGGUGAGCAUGGACGGAGCCCCUUACCUGAGGAAGGUGGACCUCAAGAUGUACAAGGGCUACCGCGAGCUCAGGGAGGCCCUGGAGGCCAUGUUCCUCGGCUUCUCCGGCGGCGCCGCCGACGCGCCGGCCGUCAACCCCUCCGACUUCGCCGUCACCUACGAGGACAAGGACGGCGACCUCAUGCUCGUCGGAGACGUGCCCUUCGACAUGUUCAUCAGCACCUGCAAGAGGUUGAGGAUCAUGAAGGGAUCCGAGGCAAGAGGCCUGGGGUCAGUGAAGAACAACUGAGGUUGCAAGAUGCAUGUGUCUUGUGCGUGAGCAGAUUCUUUUGUUCUUUUUGGGUUGGAAUCUCCAAGGCAUGGACAAGUGUUUUACCAUGCAUCUCCCCUUGUCUGGCUCGAUCUUCAACUAACACAACAUCAUAUCAUGGGAUGAAGAGAGGCAAAAGAUUGCAACAUCGAGAAGAGAAGUGGGAGCAUGGAAGGAGGAGAGGGAGCUUUGUGCAUCAAAGAGCAUGCAUGCGUGGAUGUGUGGUCACUUUGUUUCUAUUUUCUUCUUCUUUUUCACUACUACUAGGUGUUAGCAACACAAAAGGAGUGGAGGUUCGAGUUGACAUCUCCAUGUGUGUUUGUACAAAGCCAAAGAUCAUCACUUUUAAGUUAUAUCUACCAGUGCUUGGUUACUACUACUGUAAGCGCAGGGGAAAACAGGGCUGUUUUCUGUUUUCCCCUCUCUGAUGAGUUUAUCUAUCGACAAUAUUUCCCUUUUGGUUGUGCAA